GCAAUACUGAACUGUUUUCGUCCAUUUUGUGUAGCUUAGCUAGCCUGGCUAACGUUACCUUGAGUACUGAGCAGCAGAGAUGGAUGACGGUGACGAGCCGGGUCUAGUCCUCUCUCACAACACUUCUUCAGGCUCUAAGUCGGGCGGGGACAAGAUGUUUUCCCUAAAGAAGUGGAAUGCUGUAGCGAUGUGGAGCUGGGACGUUGAAUGCGACACCUGUGCCAUCUGUCGGGUACAGGUGAUGGACGCUUGUCUCCGAUGCCAGGCGGAAAACAAACAGGAGGAUUGUGUUGUUGUAUGGGGGGAGUGCAACCACUCCUUCCAUAAUUGCUGCAUGUCCCUUUGGGUGAAGCAGAACAACCGCUGUCCCCUCUGCCAGCAGGACUGGGUGGUUCAGAGAAUCGGCAAAUAAACUCCACACCCGGGCAAUCUAGAUUCUCAGACAGCACCUGUAUGCACCCAAAAGUGGUGACAGACUUGAAAAUGAUCACUGCAACAUCCUGCGCAGAGCCACUGACAUCAACAACAUGAUGUGGCUGGAGGGUCAUGAAGAGACGGAUGAAACUUGUUGCAGUGUUUGGUCACAUGUUAGCUUUACAUUAUUGUCUGUGGUGGUGUUCGGCACCUCUAGAAUAUGUGACUGUCAUUUAAAAAAAAAUAAAGAAUUGUGAAUAGCUAUAAAUAUGUACUUUUUCAUCUAGUAGUUUGAAUAUGCUCAAUCUAUAAUUCCUAUAAAUAAGUGAGAUUAUGGAAAUUGGUACUAUAUGUUGUUAUACAUGUGUAGAUUCAGGAAAGAAAGGGCUGGGUAUGGAACAUAACUUUUUUUUUUGCUACUGACAGAAAUUUGUGCACAUCAUGAAACAGUCAAAGUACAGAAAUGUGGCAUUAAAUUCUCACCAAUACUCAUUUUUA
Messenger RNA from Seriola dumerili (greater amberjack), 912 nucleotides. RefSeq names its product ring finger protein 7 (gene rnf7). Lineage: Eukaryota; Metazoa; Chordata; Actinopteri; Carangiformes; Carangidae. The record is from RefSeq and is a predicted model, not a curated record. Gene Ontology annotation, biological process: ubiquitin-dependent protein catabolic process; protein ubiquitination. Gene Ontology annotation, cellular component: Cul5-RING ubiquitin ligase complex; nucleus. Bases 80 to 412 code for a protein of 110 amino acids. The transcript has 3 exons. Gene Ontology annotation, molecular function: ubiquitin protein ligase activity; cullin family protein binding; zinc ion binding.